Messenger RNA from Psylliodes chrysocephalus, 543 nucleotides. The record is from the annotation of a GenBank genome assembly. Lineage: Eukaryota; Metazoa; Arthropoda; Insecta; Coleoptera; Chrysomelidae.
AUGUUUUUAUAUACUAUAGAUGCCGCUUUAGGAAUAUGCGACUGCCCUUUUGGUAUAGGCGGUAAAUUUUGCAAACAUCUUUGUGCCGUGCAACAAAAUUUUGGAGUACUUCUUCCGAACGCACCUAUACUUACUCCAUCCGAUAAGAAAAUGUUGGCAAAGUUAGCUCUCGGUUAUGACGCCUCAGAAUAUUUUUUUGAAAAUAUGGACUUAGACGAUUCUAAAAGCCGGUCGGACAACAUACCUAUUAAUAAAAGUCCACAACGAAAUAUUCAAAAGGGAGUUGAUACCAAGGUUGAUUUUAUUUUGGAAACAAAGAAAAAGGAAUCAGAAGUUAACAGAAAACACACUUCUGCGGUAGAAAGUCUAAAAGAAAACUUUCACAAACUAAUAGAAAUUGCAUCAGAAAAUAACACCGCAGAUUUUACGAAUUGCAUCAUAAAGGCUAAUGUUGAAUUAAAAAAAAUUACAACAUCAACGCAACUCGCAAGUUUUCUUUGCAAUUUAAGGAAAGGACGCUCUUCAAAACAAAUAGGGGUUUAA